Numida meleagris (helmeted guineafowl) is the source of this 4390-nucleotide messenger RNA. RefSeq names its product netrin 3 (gene NTN3). NCBI's taxonomy places the organism in Eukaryota, Metazoa, Chordata, Aves, Galliformes, Numididae. The transcript is spliced from 6 exons. The coding region runs from base 6 to 1946 and encodes 646 amino acids. Gene Ontology annotation, molecular function: protein binding. The record is from RefSeq and is a predicted model, not a curated record.
CCGAGAUGAUGCUGUGGCAGAGCACAGGGUGGGAGGACGUUUGCAGCUCAAUGUUGAGCUCAUCCCCGUGCCUUCUGCAGGGGCUGCACCGCGCUGCGGGUGUGCUGUGCCAUGCCGUGCCGUGCCAUCCCUCACUCUGUGCUUUCAUCCCAGGGAGGAGCUGCUCUCCCAGCCCCGGGAGGAUGGAGGCCCCGCAGCUCCUGCGCCUGCUGCUCACCGCCAGCGUGCUGCGCCUGGCACAGACCGCAAACCCCUUCGUGGCCCAGCAGACACCCCCGGACCCCUGCUACGAUGAGAGCGGGGCUCCCCGCCGCUGCAUCCCCGAGUUCGUCAAUGCCGCCUUCGGGAAGGAGGUGCAGGCCUCCAGCACCUGCGGGAAGCCCCCGACGCGGCACUGCGACGCCUCGGACCCACGGCGAGCCCACCCGCCCGCCUACCUGACCGACCUCAACACCGCCUCCAACAUGACGUGCUGGCGUUCCGAGACCCUGCACCACCUGCCCCACAACGUCACCCUCACCCUCUCCCUCGGCAAGAAGUUCGAGGUGGUCUACGUCAGCCUCCAGUUCUGCUCGCCCCGGCCCGAGUCCACCGCCAUCUUCAAGUCCAUGGACUACGGCAAGACGUGGGUGCCCUACCAGUACUACUCCUCGCAGUGCCGCAAGAUCUACGGCAAGCCCAGCAAGGCCACGGUCACCAAGCAGAACGAGCAGGAGGCCCUGUGCACCGACGGCCUCACCGACCUCUACCCGCUCACCGGCGGCCUCAUCGCCUUCAGCACGCUCGACGGGCGACCCUCAGCCCAGGACUUUGACAACAGCCCUGUGCUGCAGGACUGGGUGACGGCCACCGACAUCCGGGUGGUGUUCAGCCGCCCUCACCUCUUCCGCGAGCUGGGGGGCCGCGAGGCCGGCGAGGAGGACGGGGGGGCCGGGGCCACCCCCUACUACUACUCGGUGGGCGAGCUGCAGGUCGGCGGGCGCUGCAAGUGCAACGGGCACGCCUCGCGCUGCGUCAAGGACAAGGAGCAGAAGCUGGUGUGCGACUGCAAGCACAACACCGAGGGGCCCGAGUGCGACCGCUGCAAGCCCUUCCACUACGACCGGCCGUGGCAGCGGGCCAGCGCCCGCGAGGCCAACGAGUGCCUGGCCUGCAACUGCAACCUGCACGCGCGGCGCUGCCGCUUCAACAUGGAGCUGUACAAACUGUCGGGCAGGAAGAGCGGCGGCGUCUGCCUCAACUGCCGGCACAACACGGCCGGGAGGCACUGCCACUACUGCAAGGAGGGCUUCUACCGGGACCUCAGCAAGUCCAUCACAGACCGCAAGGCCUGCAAAGCCUGUGACUGCCACCCGGUCGGUGCCGCCGGGAAGACCUGCAACCAAACAACAGGGCAGUGCCCGUGCAAGGACGGCGUGACCGGCCUCACCUGCAACCGCUGCGCCAAGGGCUUCCAGCAGAGCCGCUCGCCCGUGGCCCCCUGCAUCAAGAUCCCUGCCAUCAACCCGACCUCUCUCGUCACCAGCACGGAGGCACCUGCAGACUGUGACUCCUACUGCAAGCCAGCCAAAGGCAACUACAAGAUUAACAUGAAGAAGUACUGCAAGAAGGAUUAUGUGGUCCAAGUGAACAUUUUGGAAAUGGAGACGGUGGCCAACUGGGCCAAGUUCACCAUCAACAUCCUCUCCGUCUACAAGUGCCGCGACGAGCGGGUCAAGCGUGGCGACAACUUCCUGUGGAUCCACCUCAAGGACCUGUCCUGCAAGUGCCCCAAAAUCCAGAUCAGCAAGAAGUACCUGGUGAUGGGGAUCAGUGAGAACUCCACCGACCGGCCGGGACUGAUGGCCGACAAGAACAGCCUGGUCAUCCAGUGGCGGGAUGCCUGGACUCGCCGCCUUCGGAAACUGCAGCGACGGGAGAAGAAAGGGAAAUGCGUGAAGCCCUGAGGGCCUCGUGCCCCGCGUCAGUCCCGGCUGCACAGCCAGACCGUGCCCAGAGACUCUGUACAUAUAUAUAGUGUGAAUGGACUCUUCUGUCUAUAGUGUAUAUUUUGGCCAUGGUUCCCCUUUGUGUGUGCGUGUGCACGCGUGGGUGUGUGUGUGUGUGGGUCUCCUUCUGUCAGUGUGUAUUAAAAAUAACACGGCAAUGACAAACCUUUAGUGAGGAGCAAAGCAGAGGGGGUCCUGCUGGUGCCUGCUGCCUGAAGGAGCUUGAGGGGCUGGUUUCUUGCUCCGGGCGUGCUGUUCCUCACCCUGCUGUCCUAGUCUCUCUUUCCCCUUGAACAAAACCUUCUUCUUCCCAGUGCUGCUGCCCGAGCUCACGGCUCUCCCUGCUGUGUGCUAGGGGCCUGCUUCCCCCUCACAUGCUGUACAUGCGUUGCUGUCAGCUCUCCGUGCCCCUUUUCUCGUGCAGCAGAAACAGGAGGUCAGUUUCUUCCAUCCUGGUGCACACACGGACUGGCUGGGUGGAGACCAUCCAGCACUGCAGGACCAGCCCCAGGAGCUCCUAUGGGGAAACCAAGUGACCUUUCUCCAGACCUGAUUCUGCAGGACCUCAGCUUUACAUGGACUGGUGCUGCCGCCCAGGGGCAGGACCCAUGGAAACCCUGGGGACAGCCAGGGUUGUUGGCCACCACCCCACAGAGCUGUGCUCAGCUGGGAGCAGGGGGCUGCCUGUCCCGGUGCGUGGUCCAGGUGACCCAACAGGAAAGAGCUGCAGUCCCCGUAUUCUCCUCUCGUGCCAGCUCUGCACACUGCUGUGACCUUGGCCGUGCCAGAGGUGCAGAGGCAGAGGUGGCAGGAAGAGAGAAGAGCUUUCGCUGACCAACCUCCAGAGUCUUUUAUUUCUUCUUCAUACUGUAUUACUCUCCAGUUCAAACAGACAUCAGUUUCUUCCCAUGUUGAGGUUAUAGUGGUCUUGGCAUAAUAAACAUGAGUGGAAAUAAUAGCUGAUCUGACAAUAGAUAUUCCUUUCCCUACAAACCUUGCCUGUUUAGGAAGGCUGCGAGGCUCAGCGAGGUGUUGCAGCCUACGCUGCAGUCUCCCAGUGUAUUAGGAGGAUGCUUCGGCCUUCUGAGCCCAUCACACGGUGAGCGGCCACCCCGUCCAAGGGGCAAUGUGCAGCCUGUGGCAGAAGAGAUGGGAGAUCCCUGGGGGAUCAGGUCAGGGGAGUUUGAGGAGUGAGGAUCUACGCACUUGGAGAAGAUGCUGAAGAUACUGAUGGUUGCUUUUCAGAGAUGCUCGGGGCCAGCAGUGCUGUCCCUCUGGCUCUGUGGAUGCCACGUUGCUCUUGCAGGGCACGGGCAGAACUGGGGUAGCAGAGAGGCAAAGGGUGAGUUGGGACCACGUGGUUUUGGAUGAGUUGCUCCUGCGCUAUGCUUCCAGCUCAGAGCUUCCUUCCCCGCUCUGGAUGAGUCAGAGGGACUCUCCCAUCCCUAGUGCUGCAUGUUCUGGUUAUCACAGGCCAUCAGCCUCUGCCACAAGAUGUCCCUUGAACUACACAGGCACCCAGCCCUCCUCUUCCUCCCGCUGCUGCCUGCACCCAGCAACCCCUGGCUGGCCACUCUGCUGUUGUCAUCUUGGAACUGGGCAGAGGCACCCUCAGCUCUGCAUGGAGGGACUCCUGUUGGGGUCACCCACACUGCUCUGGAUGGGCUCAGCAUUGCCCCGGGGUGCACUGGGAUCUGCUGGGCCCUCUCCUCCUCAGCCACAGCUGUGGUAGAGCAGCAGAGCAUGAAUACUGCCCGGGACAGGACUGCAGAAGGAGCAUGCAGCCUCCAAGCACACGCAGCCUCGGGCAGAGGUGUGAAGAUCCCACGCUUCCCAAAAUCCACUCCGCACGUACUGCGGGGCAGGAGGCUCCAGGUUUCCCUUUGGCACCUGUCUCCUCUUCACCUGAAGUCGGCUCCUGGAGCUCUGGGAGGACUUUGGUGCUGGCAGCUGCUGUUUGGGAUUUACCUUCCCCUUGGUUCUGCCACCAGGACCAGUGAUCCCAGCAGGGUCUCACGUGCAUCCUGCUGGGGCCCUGCACCGCCACACCGCUGCCAUUGCAUUAAGCAGAGCUGGGCUCCAGCUGCAGACAGAGACCCCACAUCUGGGGGCCCAGCAGAGCUGCUAGGGGUGCUCCGAGAUGUGUGUGUAACUCCCAUGUGUCUGCAUGCGUUUUUUGUCACCUGUUCCCACUUGCUUUGUAACUACAGCAUGUCACCAGGCCCAGGAGGCUGGCAGGAUCUUUUUGGGGACAAGUAUGCGGGUUUGGGGGGCUCUGCUGGGCUUUUGAGACUGCUGAGAUGUGCAAUAUAGGUACCACCUGGGGCACCCAUGUCGAACGUGUACAAAGAAAAGCCAGCAAAUGCUAUGGAACACAGUGUAACAUAUAUAUGUACGUUUGU